UGGGAGGAGCGUGUUGCACUGGGACGCUGCACGAUGCAGCAGUCCCGUCAAAACCUCCAGGUCCACCUGCAGCAGCAGGACCACUAGUGCACCUGUGGUAUCACUCUCAAUAGGCACGUCGCUCGGAUUUAAAGGAGAGAGAAAAAAGUCAAAUCAAAUUCAUCAAGUAUGACCGAAGAAACCACUUGGAAACAGAGCGCCGGUGCGACAUAGACGCGUGUGGUUCAGGACAAAGAGGGGGUCUUGCUCGACAUUACGAUGCAUCUCACAGCGGUGGUCUUAAUUCUGGUCGUGACAGGCAUCGCCGAAGGUUGGGAAUGCAGCGCCGGGUGCAGCACAGAAAAUGGGUUUUGCGAGAAGCCAGGGAAGUGCAGGUGCAAACCAGGGUGGCAAGGAGAUAACUGUGACCAGUGCCUGCCCUUCCCUGGCUGCCUGCACGGCUCUUGUGAGAAGGCAUGGCAGUGUAUCUGCAAGGAGGGCUGGGUGGGCAGCCUGUGUGACCAAGACACCCGCCUGUGUUCAUCCAGGCCUUGUGCUGGUAAUGCCACCUGCAUAGAGACAGGAGAGGGGGGAUACCUGUGCGUCUGUCCCCACGGCUACGCUGGAGAAAACUGCCACCUGAAGAGAGGACCUUGCCUCACAAACAGCUCUCCUUGUCAGAAUGGAGGCACAUGCACAGAUGCCGAUGGCUCAGCUGCCUACUCUUCCUGUUUAUGUCCCCCUGGAUUUUCUGGAGACUUCUGUGAGAUCAGCAUUGACAGCUGCCAGCCUAACCCCUGCCUCAACGGUGGGAACUGCACAAAUCACGGCCUGGCCUUCACGUGUGCCUGUCCGCACAGCUUCACUGGUUUCACUUGUAACGACACCACCAGCCUGUCGCCCUGUGCGGGACGGCCCUGCACUAACGGGGGCACGUGUGUCGGCCAGCCUGAUGGAACCUUCCGGUGUGUUUGCCAGAAAUGGUUUACAGGUCCCACAUGUUCCCUGCAGCACAGACCGAAGGCCAAGUCCAAGCCGGUAGGCGCCAGGCCUGCAGAUCACAGAGUGUUUGCGCUGACCCCACAGCAUUACUCCCUCCCUGCUCACGCCUUCCACAAGCUCCUCAGACCGCCUGAAAGAGACCUGCUCAAGAUCACCCUGAAGGAGACCGUCCACUCCCCCGGCAUCUUCGUCACCCACGGUCAGCUUGUCUGCUUUGGCAUACUUGCCCUGCUCACCUGCCUGGUCAUCCUGGGCACCACAGGCAUUGUGUUUUUUGGCCGCUGUGAGACAUGGCUGGCUAAUGCCAAGUACAGCCAACUUGUUCGGCAGCAAAGGGAACACCUGCUGAGAGAGGCCGGCGGUGCCAACCAGGAAGAGCCGGAGCACUCAGUAAACAUCAUCCUGCCGGAGAAGAUUAGACUCACCAGCUUUGGGAGACACUACACCUCCAUCUGAUUAAAUCGUCUCUCCCUCUUCCUCGCUCCCUCGGGAAGCAGUUUAAUAUGAAUGUCUAAAAAUAGCAACGAAGGAAAUACUAUGACUGUUGCUCAGUUGCAUUUAUAAAGUGAGAGAUUCUGGACUAACUUGGAAUAUUUGAAUGUAUAGUCUACCGGAUUAAGUGGACAAACAUGACACUGGAUUGUAAAAACAACCCAUUAAAAAUGUAUAAAAUUAUAAAACAUGUUCUACCAAAUAGCUCCUUGAUGGCUGGUAAAAAGAUGUCAUUGUAUGGGUUUCUUAACCCCCCCCCCCCACAAAAAAAAAAAAACACAAAAAAAGGAACAAAACAUUAUGGUUUUACUACUCUGUUACAAGUUGACUUGGAAUACAAUAAUGGCAUUAAUGUCAGAGAAGAGAUAUUAUUUUUGAAGUAGCAGCAAACAGGACCACACUUAUGGAGUCAUAGAGGUGCCAUAAAAAAGAAUAAAUCUGUAAAAGAAUAAAAAAAUAAAUGUGGAAAUAUAAAAGAAUAAAUAAAAGAAUAACAAGCAAAUAUAAAAAAUGUGGAAAUUUAAAGAGAAAUAACAAAGAAUAAAUAAAUGUAGAAAUACAAAGACAAAUAACAAAAUAUGGCACCCCUGUGACUCCAUACACACUUCUUUGAGUAUUUGUAAUUAAACUAAGUAAUAGUACUAUUGAUCUUUUAUUUGUUUACAAACUACAGUCAGAUUUCAUAACCAUCAUCAGAGCUGAAACGAUUACUUGAUCUAAAGAAAUUGAAUUGGCAUAUAUAUAUAUUAGACAAAAUGAAUAAUCAAGAAAGUAAUUACUAAUUUAAAUAAUUGUUAGUUGCAGCCCUAGACCAUAUCCAUACAACAUACUGUGAAUUUUCCGUUUCAUAAGUAACGCAGAAAUACAUGUAGUGAGCUCGUACAGUGCAAUUACAGUAAAAUGUGUAAUUAGAUAUUACAACAUUCCACCAAAACAGCUGUACUUCCUGUUAAAUCCUGCAGGUCAUUACUGUACAGAAUGAGGUCAUUUUGAUGUAAAGGUUUAUUGUACUGUAUGUACUUGCAAGUAAUUUCAUUUCCCAAAUAUCAUCAAAUUCUCUCUUUCUGUAGAUGUAUCAUUUUAGAUGUUGGUUUUAAAAGGUAUAUACGUAGAUGUUAUAAAGACAUGGGUCAUUUUCACAGGUCCUCAAGAAGUGCCACUUUCUAUCUUUAUCUUAAUCUAUUUGAUUCAUGCCAUGAAUAUCUUAACAUCUUCAUCUGUUAAUUGGUCUAAAAUUAAUUUGCAGCUCUCUGAAUAGUUUCCAACAUUGUGUCUGACUUUUAAAGUAGGAAUUUCACAGUUAAUGCACAAUGCAUCUGUGAGCCCUGAAAUCAAUACUCUAACACCUGUUAAGUAGUAUUGGUUUGUCUCAUCAUGCAUGAGAUGGUCACCCACUCCUGAUGGAAGGAAAAGUGAUUUCAUGAAUAAUUAUAUGUCUGUCACCCAGGAUUUCUAAAGCAGCCUAUGAGGAGAUGCUGUUAAUCUGAUGGGCUUUUAUUUAUCAUAAUUCUCUGAUAUGGAGGUUAUCUUCGUGCUCGUGACAUAACAGACUUACAUUUCAGGUUGUGGAAAACAUUAUGCAGAAAUCAAAAAAUAAUGAUUUGCAAGUGGCAUUUCUACUCGGGGUAGUGACUGUGACCAUGCAGUACUUAUCAGUAUUUGUUCCAGUCUGGGAUUAUUUGUUGUUGCACUUUUGCCAGAUAAUGUUUUGUUGUCUGUUCACUGCUUUUAAUAAAACAUAUUUUAAAAAAGG
This is a messenger RNA of Lates calcarifer (barramundi perch), 3226 nucleotides long. RefSeq names its product protein delta homolog 1. The record is from RefSeq and is a predicted model, not a curated record. Gene Ontology annotation, molecular function: calcium ion binding. Lineage: Eukaryota; Metazoa; Chordata; Actinopteri; Centropomidae. Gene Ontology annotation, cellular component: plasma membrane; protein-containing complex. Gene Ontology annotation, biological process: heterophilic cell-cell adhesion; establishment or maintenance of epithelial cell apical/basal polarity.